AUGGCCGAGGCGACUAGCAAGAAAGAAAAAAUACCCCUAUGGCUAGACUGUGAUCCAGGACAUGAUGAUGCUUUUGCUAUCCUCUUUGCAGCCUAUCACCCUGCCCUUCAUCUUCUUGGUAUCAGUACUGGCUAUGGAAAUGCAUCAUUGGAUCGAACCACCAGCAAUGCACUGAGCAUACGAGAAGCCAUUGGCCGUCCAGAUAUUCCAGUGAUCCCUGGCACCAGAAAACCUUUCUCUCGCGAAGCUCACCAUGCACCGGAGAUUCAUGGCGAGAGUGGCCUUGAUGGGACAGACUUUCUUCCCAGCCCAACGACAAGUGCACUGAGGUGUAAUGCGAUUGUGGACAUGUAUGAGGCGUUGAUGGCCUGUCCACCCCAUACCGCUUGGUUGGUUACAACUGGCCCCUUGACGAAUGCUGCUUUACUCUUUACCACCUUUCCAAACAUGGUAGAUCACCUUGGUGGUCUCAGCAUUAUGGGCGGCGCAGUAGGAACCAAUUUCACGCAUGCAAAUCUUGGAAGGCCAUUUCGCGAUGCUUCUGGCCAAACACGAGAACGAAUUGGAAACCAUACACCAUAUGCCGAAUUCAAUAUCUGGUGUGAUCCAGAAUCUGCACAAAGUAUAUUCAGCAAUCCUCGGUUGAGCAGCAAGACUACCCUGAUCACGCUGGAUCUUACGCAUCAAGUCUUUGCUACAGAAUCUGUGCGGCAUCUAGUUCUAUACUCAACCAAGGAUGAGGACAGACAGAACAGCGGACGGUCGACCCGGUUGAGAAGGAUGUUUUAUGAGUUGCUGAUAUUCUUCGCCAGCACAUAUGCUGAUGUGUUUGGAUUAACUGAUGGUCCGCCCUUGCAUGAUCCGCUUGCUGUGGCUGUUCUGCUGGCUGAGUACGGCGAUGGGCAGACAAGGAUUGGCUUCGAUGACCGGGGAAGGGAACGAUUCAGGAUAGAAGUGGAGCUGACCGAGCCAGAGCUGGGGCGAACCAGAAUCAGUGCAGCUUCUGAAGGUGUGAGGAUCCCCAGGUCACUGGAUACCCCGAGAUUUUGGAAGAUUCUGGAAGAAUGCUUAGAGCGAGCUGAUGCGCAGGUUGGUAGGAUUCCUGUCCUCUGA
Molecule: messenger RNA, 1113 nt
Organism: Endocarpon pusillum Z07020
Lineage: Eukaryota; Fungi; Ascomycota; Eurotiomycetes; Verrucariales; Verrucariaceae
Exons: 4
Coding region: 1-1113 (370 amino acids)
Biological process (GO): purine nucleoside catabolic process
Cellular component (GO): cytosol
Molecular function (GO): purine nucleosidase activity
Source: RefSeq, a predicted model, not a curated record